AUGAAGGACAAAACAACUGCAUCAACAAACAGCAACAGCAACCACUGCCCGCAAGGGGUGCCCGGAGUGGGAGCCCAGAGGUGGGCCCGGCAAAACACCAGACUGACCAGUCAGCUGAGAGCGGAGACGAAGGCCGCCAAACACCGCAUCUCAUUUUAUGAGGGCAAGAGUUCAGGACAUGAGAGAAGGGUGGAGGAGGACGGAGGGGAGGGGUGCAGGGUGUGUGGAAGGUCAGUGAUCCGCAGCCUCACUGGGCCAGGAACGGUGGCUGCUGUGUGGCUUCGGCAGGACAGCACCACCCGGCUGCAGGGUCAGGGCACCAGGGACUGCGGGAGCUCUCCCCCUCGGAUUUCCUUGUUCACAAGUAUGAAACCGUUGGACAUUUCCAAGGACAGGACGCAGCUGGAGACGAAAGGUUUUACAGUCAAAGCCACUAUGAAGAACACCGUGGUGGUGGGUCCCCCAGCUGCUGGAGCCUUCCGGGAGCGUCCGGCCAAACCUACAACUUUCCGCAAGCUCUACGAGCGUGGAGAGUUCCCCAUGGCCCUGGAGCACAACACCACAGGCAACCGCAUUGCUUGGAAGGUCGAGAUUGAGAAACUGGACUACCACCACUACUUGCCUCUGUUCUUUGACGGGCUGUGUGAGACAGCUCACCCCUAUGGGUUCUUCGCUUGCCAAGGAGUCCAUGACCUGCUGGAGCAUGGAGGCGCCAAAAUCCUCCCCAUCAUCCCCCAACUCAUCCUUCCCAUCAAGAAUGCCCUGAAUACAAGGAACCGUCAGGUCAUCUGCACCACACUGAAGGUCCUACAGCAUUUGGUGGUGUCUGCAGAAAUGGUGGGAGAGGCCUUGGUGCCCUACUACAGACAGAUACUCCCUGUUCUCAACAUCUUCAAGAACAUGAACCGCAACUCUGGAGAUGGUAUCGACUACAGCCAGCAGAAGAGAGAGAACAUCGGGGACCUGAUCCAGGAGACCCUGGAGGUGUUGGAGUGCUAUGGAGGACCAGACGCCUUCAUCAACAUCAAAUACAUGGUGCCCACCUAUGAGUCCUGCUUCCUCAAAUGA
Myripristis murdjan (pinecone soldierfish) is the source of this 1068-nucleotide messenger RNA. RefSeq names its product PARK2 co-regulated (gene pacrg). The record is from RefSeq and is a predicted model, not a curated record. Gene Ontology annotation, molecular function: Hsp70 protein binding; Hsp90 protein binding. Lineage: Eukaryota; Metazoa; Chordata; Actinopteri; Holocentriformes; Holocentridae. The transcript has 8 exons. Bases 1 to 1068 code for a protein of 355 amino acids. Gene Ontology annotation, cellular component: neuron projection; vesicle; cytosol.